AAAUGAAGCUUUGGAAAUCAAAGAAAGCCAUAAGUUGUGUUCCUGGAAAAUCCAGCAACAGCAGUAACAGUGGCAGUAGCUCCACUAAAAGUGAGGAGAAAUAUGAUUCGAAUGGAAUACCGUUAGUACCGAUUGUUGGGGUAGACCGAGCCAUGUCUCCUGCCCAAUCGGAAGACAGUGGGCUAGCUCCAGAACGUGGAUCAACUUAUGCAACAAUUUCCCUGCCACGUGAGAAUGCUGCUCAAAGUAUGGGUAUCACAUUUGCAGAACGAAACGACUUGUCGUAUCCACCUGUCAUUGGGACCCUUAGCCCACUGGGUCAUGCGGCUGAUUUUCUAGCGCCUGGCGAUCGCAUCCAUCAAGUGGAUGGCAUCUCGACGAUCGGUCUUAGCAAUCAACACAUCAUGAGCAUGCUGUGCCAUGGCGAUGGGCCGGCUGUUGUCGAGAUUGAAUACUCCCUGCCCGAAUACAUGUCCCAAAACAGUCUUUGUGUAACUUCAAAGCUGGCGCAGAUCACAGUGGAACGUGAGAGUGGCUGUCUUGGACUGACGUUACGCGGUGGUGGCGAUUAUCCAUUGAUCGUUACUCAUGUUCGGCCUCAUGGACCCGUUUUCAAAACAGGUCGAAUCAAACCCGGUGAUCGUUUAUUGCGUGUUGACAAUAUUUCCUUGAUUGGAAAAACUCUCGUCGAAGCACAAUCAAUCAUCAAGUGUGGCGGGCAUGUUUCGGGCUAUUCAAAUCUAACCAUUGAGUAUGAUGUCUCAGUGAUGCAGAGUGUUGAAUUCUCGAUGGGACCUUUGUUGAUUGAAAUCGAACGACCAAUGAAUGAUAAACUUGGUGUUGUUUUGUGUAAUUAUUCAUCGGUGAUGCUGAAUGAUCAUUCGAAAAUCGAUGAGGUUAGUCAAGCGGCUGUUUACAUUGCAAGCAUUUUACCGGCGAGUAUAGCAGAUCGAUGUGGUGCACUUUCUGUGGGCGAUCAAAUUCUCUCCAUAGACGACACAAUAAUCGAGAACACCGCAUACAGUCCGGACGAAGUGAUGACACUGCUAGAUACCACAACGGGCCGUGGAUUUACACAAAUGCAAAUUUUACCAGCUCACGCAUUAGCCAGAAGAGGUCACAACCUCGGAAGUCCAAAAUAUGGAUUCAGCACACUUGAGUCUAGAAAAUCACGCCAAAGACAACGCUUCGCCCGUAAAAGUUCACUGCCCUUAGAAUCAAGCAACACCGGCACAAUGCACUCCAGCAUUGGCAUCUGUCGUGCCGAAACAUUUCAAGUGGUACUCGACUGCACUCAUGGCUCUGGAAUAAUACUCGGAGCAUCAACUGCUUGUGGCAAAGCAGUGACCAUAGCACAAGUCGUUUCGGAUUCUGUGGCCGAUCGUAGUGGUUGCAUUCAAAAGGGUGAUCGUAUUAUAGCCGUGAAUAAAAUGUCUUCACUUGAAGUGAAUACAAUAAGACAGUUAUUAGGGGACGUUGGUCCCCGACCACCGGGUUAUCAGGGUGCCAAUUGGAUAGAAUUGGAAAUCGAGUUCGAUAUGUCAGAUGCUGUGGUACCCUCAAGUGGGGUUUUCAAUGUUAAAUUACCCAAAACUGGCAAAGGAGGAAUGGGUAUCAGUGUGAAUGGAUCAAGUCACAAUGGUUUCGUUAUAUCCGAAGUUAAACCAGGAAGUCUCGCUCAUCGAACUGGAUCGGUGAGAGCUGGUGAUGUCCUUCUUGCUGUUGACAAUCAUCCUUUACAGCAUUUUAAUGUCGAUGCAAUGCUCAAAGAAGGCGGAAAAAAUGAGUACACAACUUUGACAAUCAAACGAAAUCUUCUGCCAGACUUUUUGUUCGAUGCUCAGCAAAAAGUCAAUCCUAUCUAUAGUAAUUGUGGAGCAACUAGUGAUCAUGAGCUUUAUGGCAGUUAUGCUUCUAAAUACAACGAAGCUGUCAAAUAUAACGAUUGCAUUUCCAUGAAAUCAACUACACCCCAGCCGGAAUAUUUUCGGACUGAAGAUCCGUACAAUCCGAAUAUGGUGCAGAUUCGGCAACAUCCGAAUUGGGCGUUAAAAAGUCCUUCAACUCCUCCUUCGAUUGGGAGAACUUUUGGUGCUGAAAAUACAGUGAGUCUGACAACAGAAAUGCCAGAUGAUACGUAUAAUGAUUUGAGUCCGUAUGAUUUGGAUUAUCCGAAUGAAAGAUUUGCGAGUCCUGAUUGUAUGGCUAUUCCCCCGCCAAUGGAGAGUAAAAUUUAUGGGACUUCUCAUCACCAGACUAUUUUUACGGUCCGUCUUGAGCCUAAAGGUGGUUUACUUGGUAUCACUUUAGCCGGAAGUGAAGAAACUACCAAUCCAAUUUCGAUCAGUGGAAUGGUUGAAGGUGGAAUAGCAUAUAAAACUGGUCAACUUCAAGUUGGUGACCAAUUGCUUGCCAUCAAUGAUGAAUCUGUUCAAGGAAUGCCACUAUCUUAUGCUACAAAAAUGCUUCAAAAAUUAAGUGACAUUGUUGAUCUUAAAAUUCUCCGGCCACUCGAAACAUCCAAAACCUAUGGAUUGGAUACAGCUUCGUCAAGUAAUCCACAGCCACAAGUAAUUUAUGCCAAAGUUCAACGUAGACCAAGAAGUCCAUCGAGCAAUGAAGAUGCAACAAGUUCAAAUAGUAAAGAUAGCAAACAUCGAACUUUCCAUGUGACUCUUUACAAAGAUAAGGUUUAUGAUGACUAUGGUUUUUCGGUCUCUGAUGGGUUAUAUGAACGAGGGGUUUUUAUCAAUAGGAUUCGGUCUGGAGGGCCGGCUGAUGUGUGUUCGAUGUUGAAGCCAUUUGAUAGAAUAAUGCAGGUGAAUGAAAUGAAAACCCAGGACUUUGAUUGUUGUCUUACAGUUCCACUUAUAGCAGCUGCUGGAGAUAAAAUCGAUUUAGUUAUACAAAGAUCAGAAUGAAAAACCUGUUCAAAUUUGUUAAAUUUUUUUUUGUGCCUUGCCAUUAAGUUUCUGUACCAAAAUAAUUAUUUUACUAUAUACUAUAACAACGAUUUGUUAAAAUUUUUUUUGUACAAUCUUCAGUAAAUCCAUAUUCUUCCGCAUCUUCCUCUGGUAACUAUUAAGCCAUAGAAAUUAGUUUUUAAUCAAAGAUAAACCAAAGCGAAAAUAAUAUUUUAACAAAAUACAGUCAUUUUAAGACCAAAUAUAAUAAACAAUUCCAAAGAUAAUAAUAAAUCUGAAAGAUGUAGAAUUUUAAAUCAGA
Molecule: messenger RNA, 3225 nt
Organism: Episyrphus balteatus (marmalade hoverfly)
Lineage: Eukaryota; Metazoa; Arthropoda; Insecta; Diptera; Syrphidae
Gene: Grip
Product: glutamate receptor-interacting protein 2
Exons: 10
Coding region: 3-2921 (972 amino acids)
Biological process (GO): neurotransmitter receptor transport, endosome to postsynaptic membrane
Molecular function (GO): protein binding
Source: RefSeq, a predicted model, not a curated record